CCCUCCCGCGCCCCUCAUCCACGGUCCUGGGCCCCCCCUCCCCGCGCUUCGCGGUUGUCGGUCGCGGCGCCUUCGUCACUCGGAGGGAGUCCGCGAGAGGGGAAAUCCGGAGGUUGAAACGAAGAAACGCAAGGGGCCCAGCCGUCUCGCGUCUCGCAAACGACUCCGCAGCCGCCGCCGCCGCUGCCGCCUCCUCCUCCUCCUCCUGCUGCUGCUGCCCGGGGCCUAGCGACCUGAAUCGUAGCAUGGCGUGCAUGGUGGCCACCCCAGCGCUGGAGCUGAGCGGGGACUUCCCAGCGUGGCUGGAAGCGCAGGGCGUGAACGCGGAGGUGGCCCGGGCCAUGGACUCGGAGCUGGGCAUCCGGGACUACGGGGUCCUGCGCGCCUGCGUCGGGGACGGCCUCGUGCGGGCCGAGCUGCUGGCCACGGCGCGCGACCGCCUGCCCUUCGGCUUCUACGCCGUGCUGCGGCAGGUGGUGAAGGCCCUGCGGGGCGCCGAGCCCCACGACGCUGGGACGUCGCGCUGGGACGACGCCACCGCCUCCCCUUCCUCCCCUGGCGACGUGACCCUGGGAGGCCUGGUGGACGUGCUGCUCGCACUGUUCAGCGGCUUGAGCCGGGAGCUGCUGCUGUCCGUUCAGAGGUUGGGAGGUGGCGGUGGUGGUGGUAAUGAUGAUGGUGAUGGUGGCGAUGGUGAUGAUGGUUCUGACAGCGGUGGUUGGGAUGGUGAAGAUUGUGGGGAUGGUCAGGCUGAAGAGGAUCUGGUCGAGGCCUGGGAUGAGAUCAAAACUGAACAUAAGGACUCGGAUGAAGGAGUGACCGAAGUGUCGGAGCAGCACGGAGCGAGACCCGGCUUCUCUGGGGCCCAGCUGAAAGGGGUGACGAUGACGACCACAAUGAUGGACGUUCCCGACGAUGAGCAGCUCACUUCUGAGAACGCGGAAGGAGAAGAAGGAAGCGGCGGAGACGACCUGGAGCUGAGCGUCAACGACAGAGAAAACCUUAACCUCCCAGACGACCAUUACAACGAUGACGACAACAAUUACAACAACGACGCUUACAACAAUGACGACACUUACAUCAACGACAACACUUACAACAAUGAACAUUUCAACGACGAAGACAAUUACAUCGACAAAAACACAGCCACCGCCGAAACGAGCAACUCGCAACCCACUCUGUGCAGCGGUGGCCGCGAUGGUGAUGGGUCCAGCGACAGUCCGUCGCAGUCCCAGGCUCCCGAGAAAUCUACGGCAAUCGCGCCGGCUUCAGCUGAGAAGGCGCGUCCACACCAGUGCCUGCACUGCGACAGCCGCUUCUUCAAGACUGACGACCUGAAGCGGCACAUGCGCACGCACACGGGCGAGCGACCCUACUGCUGCGAGGUGUGCGGGCGCGCCUUUUCACAGCUGUGCAACCUCAAGAAGCACUGGAUCACGCACACCGGCGAGCGGCAGUACCGUUGUGCGCUGUGCGGCCGCGCCUUCAAGCACUUCUCGGGGCUGCGGCUGCACGAGCGUACGCAUACGGGCGAGCGGCCGUACGGCUGCGACGUCUGCGGCCGCGCCUUUGCACACUACUCCAACAUGAAGGCACACCGCCGCACGCACACGGGCGAGAAGCCCUACACGUGCGAUGUGUGCGGCCGCGCGUUCUCGCAGGUCGGAAACAUGAAAAUGCACCUGCGCAUGCACCACGGCGGGCAGGUGUGACCUGAGCUCACGGGGAGUCGAGUCGCCGGUACCGCAAAGGGAGAUUUGCGUUUUGGUAUCAGCACGUGUCUUGAAAUACUUAGUAUUCUCCAGCUGCUAAAGAGAUAGCGCGGGUGUGAGGAGUCUUUGCCGCAUUGAGGGUUGCAUAGAUCUUUCGAAUACAAUUUGGAGGGAGUUGCCAGCGCUGAGACGCCAUUGGGAAAGGAGGAAGGGAAUUUUGAUUUUCGGGAUCUGUGUGUGUCGAGACACUUGGUUGGGAUGAGCUGCCGUGGAGAUGUAGUAGAAGGGUGGGGAAGCUGUUCCUUACUCGGGGCCAAAUAGGACCUGCAAAUACCUUCACAGGUGGGCCACACACGAUCACACACGCCUCGGUCAGGUUUGGCUCUUCAGGAGGCCAGUUGUAGUUACAGAAGCGACUUGAGUGCAUUUGAAAUUAUAUCGAGUGUUUAUGGGGGCCCAGGGCUGUUUUAGUUUUGUGGGGUGGCCAUCUUUGUAUAUUCAAUUCCUUUACUGUUUUAUUACCACCCCUGCCCAAUGUUAAGCACUCUCUUGUUAUUUAUCUUGGUUUCUUCAGUUCUAGUGUUUAACUGUUAUAUAUGCAUUGCUAAGCUCAAUCAAAAGUUAAUUAAAGCAAACAAAACUACAUGUUUGCUCAGAGAUGGCACAAAUGGGCACAGUGUUGCUAUGGUUUUAUUUUGCAAUUCACUACAGUAUUUAUCAUAGUGCUUCAGUAUAUUGUGUUUCUACCAUUAUAAAGCAGUACAGGUGGUCCCCGUUAUGUCGUCUCGAUAUACGUUGUGUCGCACUCACGUCGCUGACUUUUUGAGGAACCCAACGUAAAAUUUCCCCGCACACACAGUCGUUACGGCUUUUCCGACUCAUUUCACCCGAGUCGAAAACACUGUUCAACUCGUAUUUCGCGCAUGCGCUGCCACCUUUCUCAGUCCCAUCUUGUUCUCCAACUAAUGUAGCGAGUGCUCCUUGUAAUCGGCGUGGACUUUAUUGCAAAACAUCGUCGCAAACCUUCAACAAUGAGUAGCACGCGUAGUGCUAGUGACAGUGCAGGUGACGGUGCAGGUUGUGAGCAUAAAGAGAAAGCGCAGUAGUAUUACGCUCGAUGUUAAAAUGGAAGUGAUAACGUGUCGUAGGAAAUGUCAACGGUGCGAUUGAUAUUGGGCGCCAUUUGAAUGUUCCUCCCAACGAGUGUAUGUACGAUAGUAAAGAAUUCUGAUGAAAUAGAAAGUAAAGCUAAGCAUGUUUUUAAAACAUUCGGAGGUUAAAAUUACACAGCAAAGAAGUGCUAUCGUGGGAAAAAAUUACACGAUUGCUGGCCUUGUGGAUCGAGGAUCUGCACAACGAGAAUACGCCGAUCAGCUUAGCCCUCGUUCAGGCAAAGGCCCUAAGCUUGUAUGAGGACUUGAGAAAGCGGUUGGGAGAGGAAAAGGCAACGAAAAAGAAACCAUUCAAGGCCGCCCGUGGAUGGUUUUGCAGAUUUCAGGCACGAUAUCGUUCAAGAACGAAAAAAUACGGGGAGUCAGCCAGUGCCAAAGCAGAUGCUGCUGUGCUGAUACGUUUCCAGAAAAAAGGUGGUUAUGAAAAAAGGUGGUUAUGAUCGUAGAUAGGUGUUUAAUCCUCUCCCAACACAACUCAUCCACUCAAGGUAACAAAAACUAUAGGUUAAGGUAAAAUCUUGUUACAAUACUGCUUAAUAUUGUGCUUUAUGCAACAAAAUGUGUUUUUGUUUAAUUAUUUGCUUUACAAUGUCAAAUACGUUUUCUCUAUAUAUAAAAAGGAUUCGUUACAAAUAUGUGUACAUUGUACCGUACAGGUUAUUCUGUACAUGUCAAGUACGUAUUUUGGUUGCUAGGUAUGAAACAAUAUUUGCCUAAGUUACGGUCCCUAUCUCUACCUUAUUCCAUUGUUUCUUAUUGGAGAAAUUGCCCUGCUUUGCAUCACAUGGUCAAUGUUUACGCUCUUACGGUCCCUAUCCCCCCCCGCCCCCCCCAUUAACAUGUAUUUCUAUGGGGAGGGGGGGGGAAGUCCACUAUAUGAUUUCGUUAGCGGUCGCAACUUUCUGGUCCCUAACCCCGACGUGCAUUGGGGACACCCUAUAUAUUUAGAAAUCCCCUGCUUUCAUUGGUUCAACCCCAGCAGGCACCCUGGUUAUUGCUGGUGGAGUAUUAACCAUAUACACUGUGCGCUGUGUGUUUCACAGCAUAUGUUAAGAGAUCCUGUGACGUUCAAAAGGAGUAGGCAAUAUGUGCCGGCAAUUUGCCAUACAUUUGGAAAUAUUACUUGCAGAUUACGAUAUUGGAAAAUAAACACGGCAACAUCGCCCCCUACUUCCAGGCUAAUUCCCAAUUUGCAGGUCGGUGCUACUUAACACCUUGUGCCACACAGGGACAGCUGCUACUGGGUGGUGCCCUUGGCUAAACUAUCAGGGCACUUAAAUGGUUGCGAUAAGAUAUGAUUUAAGGUGCUUUGAAUUGCUGAGACAUUUCAGUGCCCUGUAAGUGCAAAUCCGUAUGCUUACAAUUCCAUUUAAGAUGCAAUAAUUGUGUUUUGUCUUUUUUUUAAUUCUUUUUAUCCGAAGUCACAAUGCCAAGCGGCCAGCAACAAACAGCACUAUCAAUGUUAAAUAUACGUCAACGAUUUUUUUCAUUGAACAAGGCUAUAAGAGCUUGGGAAAAGAGAUGGGGGAGGGGUUUGGAAGAGAAUUCCAGAGUGGAGCAGUGCAAGGAAAGAAACAGAAGUGUUGUUACCUGAUACUUAAACACUACAGAUAAGAUGAACAUUCUAGCAUCACUGCACCACAGGUACGUAGGUGCGGGAAGUUCAAGUUCACAGGAAAAGUCACCAUAGUAGUGAUAAGGAGGUGACUGAUCGCUGGUGAGCGAAUCGGUGAGUUCUGGAUCAUCAAUAAACCUGUUUGCUUUCCUCGAAA
This is a messenger RNA of Petromyzon marinus (sea lamprey), 4656 nucleotides long. RefSeq lists its product as uncharacterized. Gene Ontology annotation, cellular component: nucleus. The record is from RefSeq and is a predicted model, not a curated record. Gene Ontology annotation, biological process: regulation of gene expression. Lineage: Eukaryota; Metazoa; Chordata; Hyperoartia; Petromyzontiformes; Petromyzontidae.